Papaver somniferum (opium poppy) is the source of this 2115-nucleotide messenger RNA. RefSeq names its product receptor homology region, transmembrane domain- and RING domain-containing protein 2-like. Bases 386 to 1750 code for a protein of 454 amino acids. The transcript is spliced from 4 exons. NCBI's taxonomy places the organism in Eukaryota, Viridiplantae, Streptophyta, Magnoliopsida, Ranunculales, Papaveraceae. The record is from RefSeq and is a predicted model, not a curated record.
UAGUACAAAUCAAUUACUGAGUAAAAUAAGUCAAUUUGUAUUGACACUCUCUCGAGAAGGCGUUUGGCUUUGGCGGUGUAGAUAGAUAAACACAAACAAAAAAAACACCAAUGACGAGAGAGAGAGAAGAGAAAUCGUCGUUGUGAAAAUAAUAAUUUAGUUUCCAAUCAAACCCAUAGAGAUCUGAAUUCUCAAACCCUAAUUUCCCAGAAAUUUCUAUUAUUGGUUUCAGAAAAAAAUCAGUCGAAUGUGUUUCGAACAAGUAUGGAAGCUGAUGUUUUGAUCUUAUUUAUAAAUUAUACACGAUUUAGUCCGUAUUUUUUGAGGUUCUGAGAUAUAUAUAUUUUUUUAUUUUUUUUUGAGUUUGUUUUUCAAUUCGAUCGAUAUGAAAGGAGGAGUAUCAGUAUCAGUAGUUUAUCCCUUUCUCUUCUUGUAUAUUUCUUUUUCUCUCAUGGUCGGUACAGUCACUUCAAAUGUUCUCUUAUCUGGAAGGAAUUUCAGUCUCUCGUUCGAAGACAUCGAAGCUAACUUUGCUCCAUCUGUGAAAUCAUCUGGUGUAUGUGGAAAAUUGUAUAUCGCUGAACCACUUGAUGCCUGUUCUCCGUUAAAGAAUAAAAUUAAUCAGACGGAUGGUUCGUUACCUUUUGUUUUGAUUGUUAGAGGUGGUUGCACUUUUGAAGAUAAAGUGAGAAGAGCUCAAAUUGCGGGGUUCAAGACUGCUAUUGUUUAUGAUGAUGCAGAUGAUGAUGCUUUGGUUGCAAUGGCGGGAAGUUCAGACGGCAUUAAAAUUCAUGCUGUUUUUAUUGGCAAACACUCUGGAGAAGUACUCAGAAAGUAUGGACUUUCCCCAGGAAUAAUGAUAUGGAUCAUUCCGUCAUUUGAAAACUCAGCAUGGUCAAUCAUGGCAAUUUCUUUCAUAUCCUUGCUUGCCAUGUCUGCUGUUCUUGCUACUUGUUUCUUCGUUCGUAGACACCGCAUAAGGCGAGAAAGACCAAGAGGUACUAAUGUUCGGGAGUUUCAUGGAAUGAGUAGCCGUUUGGUGAAAGCAAUGCCGAGUCUGAUAUUCACUUCAGUUUUAGAAGAUAAUUGUACUUCUGUAACGUGUGCUAUAUGCCUCGAAGACUAUUCAGUUGGAGAGAAGCUCAGAGUACUUCCAUGUCGUCACAAGUUCCAUGCUGCUUGUGUGGAUGCUUGGCUCACCUCUUGGAGAACAUUUUGUCCAGUAUGUAAGCGUGAUGCGAAGACCGCCAGCGGUAAUCUUCCAGCGUCAGAGCGGACUCCUUUGCUCUCAACAGAUCCAGCCUCCCCUUCAUCAUCUGUUGGUUCUUCAUCUACCAGAUAUUCGUUUGCGUCGUCGUCAUCAGCAAUACAAAUUGGUAAUGGAUCAUUGCGGUCCCCGUCAGUUUUGCGUGGUCACUCUCUUUCUGGCACUCCUUAUAUGCCACAAUCCUAUAGAUCUUAUAGAAACUCACCUUCCACAAUAAGUCCAAGUAGAAGCUCAGUAGAUCUUAGAAAUGCUUCUAUGUCUCAAAGAUCUCAUGCAUCCCACCUAAUAUCUGGCCACUCUUUAGGCUAUCCUUCUUUAUCAUCCCUAAAUUCACGAUACAUAUCUCCAUACAUUCCUAGUUCAAGCAAUGCCUCUCCAAGUUUCCAUGGGUCUUCUGGUCUGUAUCCAAGCCUUUUGCAUUGUAGUGAGUCAGCAGCAAGCAUUUCUCCUUUUACUUCUGCUCACUCUCUCCCUGGGAGUUGACUGCUACCAGGUGACUGAACUCGUACUUAUGUUGAUGCUAUACAAGUGAAAAACUGAUCACUGUUUCCAAAACUCCGCUGUGUGAGAGAAAAAUAGAUGCGGAGAAAAAUGUUCUUUGCUAGUUUAUAUCAUAGUCUUAUGUUAUUGGCUAGCAACUGGCGGCUAAUUUAUGAUGCGGAGAAAAUAUACUUGUAACACCAAUCACGUUCUUAUCUUUUUAUCUCAAUUCUGGUUUCAGUGAAUUUGUGUGGUAUUGAGUGAAUUUGUAAUUUAUUCUCCUUAUUUUGUCUUGUGCUCCCCCAUUAACCUGUAACAUUGUAUAAUAUAUUUGGUGUAAAUUUUUGUCAAUUUUUGUCGUAAACAAA